GGGGUGCGGGUCCGGGCGCUCAGUGCGCUAUUCCCGGCGGCGUUCCUGGUAACAUUCCCGGCGGCACCCCUUGCCGCUAUGGAGCUCGCCUGCCAGGCGCUGAAAACCACCCACCAGGCGAGGGAAGCGGAAGAGAUGCGAACAGAAGCUCGUCGGAAAAAUCUCCUCAUUCUAAUUUUGCAUUAUUUAAUGGAGAAAGGAUAUGUUGAUGCUGCAAAUGCUUUGGAACAAGAGACAAAAUUAGGUUUACGUGGCUUUGAAGUUUGUGACAACAUUGAUCUUGAGACAAUUUUGAUGGAAUAUGAAAGCUACUAUUUUGUAAAAUUUCAAAAGUAUCCUAAAAUUACCAAAAAGGUCCUCGACACUGCAGAAAAUAAACAACAGCUGAGAAGUGGAGGAAGAGCAAGAAGGACAGCAGCUUCUUCUCAGAAUGUACCAAGGGUCAAACAGCAGACAAUGCAACGAUCAAUAUCAAAAACUUCAGCUGGGAGUACAGGAGAACCUAAAUCCUCCACCAAGGAGAGCCCCAGACAGAAUAGUGAUGGUGCAGAUACUCUGGAUCAAUCUGAUUUUGGCUUAAGCAUCUCAGGAAUUGGCAAAACUGGAGGAGACAGCUCUCACCCAAGAAAGGGCCAAAUAAUUGACUACCGCAAGAUGAUUCAGGAUGCUGUCAGAGUGCCACCAGAUGGAAUUCCCUUGAACAGCCUUAAUUGUGAUCCAGAUCCAUCAGAACGAUUAUUGAAGCCUCUUAGUGCUUUUACUGGCAUGACUGGUGAGAUGAGAGAACUUGCAGUGGUUGUAAGCAAAGACAUUUAUCUCCAUAAGCCAAACGUGAAGUGGGAUGAUAUUAUAGGGCUGGAUGCAGCUAAAAGGCUGGUCAAGGAAGCAGUUGUUUACCCCAUAAAGUAUCCAGAGCUGUUUACUGGCAUUCUGUCUCCUUGGAAAGGAUUGUUGCUGUAUGGACCACCAGGUACUGGAAAAACUUUGCUUGCUAAGGCUGUUGCCACAGAAUGCAAUACAACCUUUUUCAACAUAUCAGCAUCCACCAUUGUCAGCAAAUGGAGGGGCGAUUCAGAAAAACUUGUCCGGGUGUUGUUUGAGCUCGCCCGGUACCACGCUCCUUCCACAAUUUUCCUGGAUGAGCUGGAGUCAGUUAUGAGUCAGAGAGGCACUGUUCCAGGUGGUGAACACGAAGGAAGUCGGCGGAUGAAAACGGAAUUACUGGUGCAGAUGGAUGGCUUGGCCCGAUCUGAUGAUCUUGUAUUUGUUUUAGCAGCUUCCAAUCUGCCAUGGGAACUGGACUCUGCCAUGCUGCGGCGGCUGGAGAAGAGGAUCCUGGUGGACCUGCCGAGCGAGGAGGCGCGGCGGGUGAUGAUCCAGCACUGGCUGCCCCCUCUGAGCAACAGCGGCGGCGUCAAGCUCCGGACAGAGCUGGACUACAGCCUGCUGAGCCGGGUGGGCAGGGCUGCAGCUGCUCCAGGGCUGGGACAGCACCUCAGCGUGCAGACACUGCCACACAGCGAGCUGGGCACCUCCUCAGCUCACCUGGGAACCAGCGAGAGCGGCACUGGUGGGACCUGGGGCUGGGCACGGCACACACACACACACAGACACACACAGACACACACAUACACACAGAGACACAGAGACACACACAAGCAGAGAGACACAGACACACACAGCUGCACACACUCACACACAGAGGCAUGCACAGAGACACACACAGAGACACACACACAUACAGACACACAGAGACACACACAAGCAGAGAGAGACAGACACACAGCUGCACACCCACACACACAGACACACACACAGACACACAGACACACGUGGAAAUCGCCAUCAUCACACAGCUCUGCCUGCAACACGGUGUGUGCUGGCCAUCUCUGCUGGGCCAGCUUUUCAGCCUUAAAUACAGGGAGACAUCCAGCAACAGCAGAUUUUAUCACUGUUCUCACCAAGCUGGGAACACUUCCAAUUCAUCAGGGUAAUGAACAGUUAAUUGUGAAGGGAGGGUUUGUCACAGCUCCACUGCUGUGGCACAGAAAGAGCAUUUGGUAGCGAAGAGAUUCACUAGGUACCCCAGCUUCCUUCGUGUAGCCCUUUGUCACAUCCUGGAUUCUUUGGAAACAGAAUCCUAGAAUGGUUUGGGCUGUAAGGGACUUCAGAGAUAAUCUUGU
Molecule: messenger RNA, 2183 nt
Organism: Zonotrichia leucophrys gambelii
Lineage: Eukaryota; Metazoa; Chordata; Aves; Passeriformes; Passerellidae
Gene: KATNAL2
Product: katanin catalytic subunit A1 like 2
Exons: 14
Coding region: 79-2064 (661 amino acids)
Molecular function (GO): ATP binding; protein binding; ATP hydrolysis activity
Source: RefSeq, a predicted model, not a curated record